AUGCAGAACAACUACCGCGCUACCCUGGACCAUCAAGAAAUCGCCACAAAGGGUGAAGACGAGGAUUUAUUAUUUGGGCAUAAUGUGCCCCUCAAAGGCAACCAGCCACUAGCCUGGGCCCUGCUCGCGGAAUGGUCCUCGACGGUGGAUUACCUCUCCCGCGGAAUAAUUACAAAGCAACUCGAGCUAUGCGUGGUUUGUGAUGUUGAUGCCAAGGACAUCACCACAGCCAAGCGUGUAAUCGAGCCAUUAUACCGACUUCCCCAGCUCAAGGACUGCCACCUUCGCCUGUCCAGGACAUCUACUCCUCUACUCAAUGAGAUGACGCGGCAUACAGCCCUCCAGCUCCCUGGUCUUUGUUGGCCCCAAGAAAUGCCUGCUUCCCAGCCCUAUCACGAGUCGUUAGAGCCACCUCGCAGUGGGGCGUAUACUGGUUCCCGGCUUCUGGAACUUCCCCGUGAACUGCGCUUCCGCAUUCUGGAGUAUACAGACCUGAUCACGCCCUGGAAAGAGGUUACCUGGAGCAGACAGCACCCAGCUUUCAUAGGGGUCAAGGCGUUCUGUGGCACGCUGGACGGCCGUGGAGAAGAAUUCCCGCCUCACGUCCACCAUGGCUGCCAAUUUGUCGACUGCUGGCAGAAGUGUCCUGAGCCCUGUGUUGGCUGCUUCUGCCGAGUCCACCAUUCCGCCUUUUCGUCUAUUUGCAUGUUCUGGACACCACCGCAGGAUCAAUUCCUUGUAUGCCAUACCCUGUACGAAGAUGCACUGGUAGUCUUCUAUUCGGGUAACCGCUUCGUGGUCCACGACUACAACCACCGAGACCCGUACACGCCACCUCUGGGAGUAUACUCAUCCCCCCGCCUGGCUGCGAGCAUGUUCUUCACCGACGUAGUACCUGAGCGUUGCCUCAGGGAGCUGCGAUUCGUGGAGCUUGACUUUCCCCCCUACAGCCCCGAAUGCUGGCCCAAUGAGGCAGCUCUCAACGACUGGUCCCUUACGCUGAGCUGGGCUGGAAAGAGGCUCAACCUUCCGGGCCUUACCAUUCGGUUGAUCAUGGUGGGACUGGACGGGUGGGAGGUCCGAAGAGACAUGACAAAGGAGCAAGGAGGUUGUAUCAUAGCCACCUACGCACGCAUCGUAGCACCAAUCGCUUGUCUCGGUUUGGACGGUCUUGCCAAGUUCUAUUGCAGUCUUGCCUGGCCCUGGGCGUACACAGAAGAAUCGGAAGCAAUCGCGAUGGACCGUGGCUGGGACUGGUUCGCGCCUCAAGAAAGGGUCUUGGAGGAGCGUUAUGGUCGGAUAGUUACUAUGGGUGACCGGUACGAUCUACUCCACUCUGGCAGUGCCAAACCCACUGACAGCAGUUGGGUGCGCAAAUAUAUUAGGGACUGUUAG
Diaporthe citri is the source of this 1395-nucleotide messenger RNA. RefSeq lists its product as uncharacterized. The record is from RefSeq and is a predicted model, not a curated record. The transcript has a single exon. Lineage: Eukaryota; Fungi; Ascomycota; Sordariomycetes; Diaporthales; Diaporthaceae. Bases 1 to 1395 code for a protein of 464 amino acids.